Cinara cedri is the source of this 9665-nucleotide messenger RNA. The record is from the annotation of a GenBank genome assembly. Lineage: Eukaryota; Metazoa; Arthropoda; Insecta; Hemiptera; Aphididae.
AGAGCUUUAACGGACGACGAGGAGUUACGCUCAGGCUGUAAGUACGAACGAACGCGUCAACCGAGUGUCGUGUGAUGUGCUUUCGGUAGUGAAUAUAUUUUUCUUCCAGGGGGCUCGAUGGAUCUUAGAUGGAUUUUGAUUAUCGCCCUGCUUAGCGUCAGAGGUAAUUCUAUAAUACUAUUAUUGUUAUUAUUAUUAUUAUUAUAUUUAUUAUUAGUAUUUUUGUAAUAAUUUUUACAAGAAGGUAAUACCCCCCUUGUAUUAUAAUACAGCUGUUGUGUUUGUCGUAUUAUUACGAUUAUUAUUAUGGAAAAUAUAUAUAUUUUUUUUAUUUGCGUGAAAAUAUUAUCGCGUGUAUAUACCUGCUGCAGCGUACCGAUGAUUUGUGAGCUUUUUAAUGGGACAUUUUUUUUUUUUUUAAUAUUAUUAUUAUUAUAUUAAAAAACAUUAAGCGCGUAUAGUAUAUAAAUGUGUAAGUAUGUAUAUGUGUAUUCGUUGAUUCCCCUAAAUAAUAUAUCAUUUAAACGACGCCGUUUAGGGCCGCCAUUUAUGCGGGGGCUGUAUAUUAUAAUUGGAACAUGACUAAAAGCCCGUAAAUACUGCAGCACCGUCGGCGUAAAAAUAGCGUAUACCGCUUGGAAAAUAGUAUCGAAACGGUUUCAAGAAAGUGUACACCUAUAAAUAAAAAUUUAAAAAUGUCAUCCUUUUUGCGGUAUCUGAACGCCGAUAUUGCACUAUUAAUUUACCUACUGCAUUAACGUUAAAAAUUUGCAUGGCCUCGAAUCGUACAAUAAUAUCUUAAAAUAUCAAAACAGUUUGCGACAGUAUUAUAAAAAUACGAUAACUGCGCUCGUUUUAUACGGGUCAAUAUUAUUAUUAUUAUUAUAACCAUCACUACUAUUUUUUUUUUCACGACAUAUUAUACACGAUGAAAAAUUAUAAUACGUAUUAUCCAAACCAUGAAUUUAACAUAGUGGGGGAGGGGUGUUUUUUAAUGUUAUUACAAUCUUAAUUAUAUAUUAUUAUGCAUACGGGUAUACUCAGGACCUUAACCAAUAGGCUGAAUGUGGUGUAGCCUAUAGCGCCAACCGGCCAAUGUUAAAUAAGGGGGUUGAUGUUUUUAAUUUAUUUAUUUCAAAAACCGGGUAGCUCUAUAUAUCAAUGAGCAUGGGCGUAGCGGCCUUUUUUUAUGGUAUGCAAGAAUUUAUAGAGAAUGGUUGUUUACGAAAAUUUGGAGAUGAGCAAAAAAAAAAGUCAUCGCCAAAUCCAUUCCAGCUUACUGAAUGAAAAACCUGUUCACCAGGCCCUGGGUAUACUAAUGCGCGAUUCGUUAUAAAAGCUCAACUUACGGGUUGGCAUUUAAAUAGUCGAUGUAUAAUUUACCAAUAUUAUUGUUUUGACGGAAAUAUUAUAAUAUUAUAGUGGUUUUUGAAAUCAUUUUCAAGACCACCGUGACACACGAUUUUCCCGUUUAACAGUAGUUAAAUAGUAAUACGAAAAAAAAUGUCCUAUUUUGUUCAUCGGAAAAAGCCGUUUUUCGUAAAAUUGGAAACGCCUAUGCUUACGGCAGUCUCGCCGGUCGCGACAUUUCUAUUUCGGUAGGGGCAUUAGGUUAUGUUGUGUAUUAAUAGUGUACCGACAGAACACAACUGGGACACUCUGGUUGCAAUUUUCUAUUUUUAUAUUACCAGCGACCGUCUGGGAUUUUUUUUUUUUUUAUUAAAUACUCUCCCGCACACGAUUACUUUAUAUCAAUCAUUAUUAUUUUUGUUUUGUCGAAUUUUUCUGCUUACUUACUUUUUUAUGUCAUUACCUAUUGCAUAAUAAUUUGUCUGUCUUACGUCAAUUUUUAUACGAGCAUGUAUAUUAUAAUAAUAUAUAUUUAUUUUAUUUUUCACCUACCUACUGUGGCCGUGUCCGUCAAGCUAAUCUCCUGACUCUAAAAUUAGAAUCAUUUAUUAUUUUCAUUAUUCAAUUUUACUUCGUCACUGAUUUUGGUUUAGAUACAUUUUGUGAGCCUUUUGCCAGUGUACCGUCGGCGUCUAUAGCUCCAUCAGAGGUGGACUGUCAACCAUACGUAGAGAAAGCCAUCAAAGAAUUAGUUACUUCAGAACCUAUUGGUAGUUAGAUAUAUAUAUUUAAAAUUUUUAAACUUCGAUACAUAUUAUAUUCAGGAAGUGUAUCAUAUUCAGGAAGUACAGAAAAUCACCAAACCGUCCAAAAUGAAAGCCCCACAAGUGGAAGCACUCCAAAUGAUGAUGUUACAGGCUCGAGUUCUCAAGAUGGUAAUUCUCCGGAUGAUAGCAGACCGAGUACACCGCCCCAACCGGUAAACAAAUAAUUUAAAUAUUUAGAAUACGGCUAGUAAUCUAAAAGUAAUUUUUAUUUUUGUAUAAUUUUUAGGAAAAGUUCGAAAAAAAAGAAGAGACAACCGGAAGCGAAAUAAAUUUAAAUGAUGUUGUUGUUACAAACAUAAAUGAACAAAACAAUGUAACAAAUGAAGAAGUUCACCCAAGUGAGGUAGUUGAAGAUAGCCAAUCAAAUAAAACUGAAGAAGAAGAUGAAAUUGCAAUCGUUAGUGAAGAAGAUGAAAUUUCGGAAAACAUUAGUAGUGUCGAUGAAAAGGAAGUAAUAGAACCAAUAACAGAAACUUUACCAAUUAUUUUAGACAAAGAUCUGGUUAAGGAUAACAUUCAAAUUACAAUUGAUAUUGGUGAUAUAUCAAUUAAAAAUAAUGGGAACCUAAAAGAAUCAAGUUUACCAGAGAUAAAGAUAGAAGAAAAAGUAGACAUCACUAAAACAAAUACAGAACCUCCUAAGCAGAUCUUUAAGGGAACAAAGAAAAGGAAUUCGAAAUAUUGGAAGUUUGAUCCGGAUGAUGAAUCUGAAAAUUCAGCACCCAUUGUAAAAGCGAAACCAAAAAGAAAUCUAAAAUAUUGGAAAAUCGAUCCGGAUGAAAUUCUUCUUGAAGAAGCGCCAAAACCAGUAGAAACUCCAAAAAGGCGUAAUCCUAAAUAUUGGAAAAUCGACCCGGAAGAAGAAAAAUUGUAUAACCAAGCAGAGGCCAAUAAAAAAGAAGAAAAUAUAAAACCAGUGAAGAGUAAAAGAAAUCCUAAGUAUUGGAAGUUCGACCCAGACGAAGAAGAAACAAAAAAGUCCGAUGAUACGAAUGAAGUGAGACUUACAGAACCUGCAGCAAAUGAAAAGAUCUCUGAGCAAAGUACGAAAGAAGUUUUUAAAGGAACAAAAAAACGGAAUCCAAAAUAUUGGAAGUUUGAUCCGGAUGAAUUUGUAACUCAAGAUGAAAUAAAAAAAGAACCAGAAACAAAAAAAAAACGAAAUCCCAAAUACUGGAAGUUUGAUCCAGAUGAAGAUCUAGACAAACCUGAAAAACAGGAAGUAGAAAAGAAAGAGGAAAAAGUUGGAAAAAAAAGUAAGUAUUGGAAAAUAGAUGAAACGGUGAAAGAUACGGUCGAAGAUUCGAAAAUAAUUGUUGAAAAAGAAGAAGAGAAACCAAAAAAGAAUAAGUAUUGGAAAAUAGAAGAACCCUCUAACGACAUUAAAAUAGAGAAAAAGGAAGAAGUAGUAGCAAAGACUACCCAAUAUAAGAAAACUGAACCAGUUGAAAAUAUAGUAACCAAACAAGAGGAACCAACAACGAAGAAGAAUAAAUACUGGAAAACAGAAGAAACGGAAAAACCAAAAGAAGAAGUGAAAGAGGAGGAUAUAAAAAAAAAGAAUAAAUAUUGGAAAACAGACGAAAAACCCGCAGAUCCAAUUCAAGAAAAAAUUAUAGAAACUCAAAGAGAUAUGUACUGGAAACUGGACGAAGAAGCAAAGUCAUCGAAAUUAGAGAAACCUGCUACUGAAGAAAAAGCAACUAAAACAAAAGCAGGUAAAUUAUAAGUGCAUAUUAUACAAUGACUAUUAAUAAGAAUUUUUUUUAUUGUUUUUUUUUCUCUUUUUGAACAAAUAGUUGUCGAAGAAGAUACAUCACUAGAUGAAGACUUGACAAUGGUAAUACAAAUACAUUUAAUUUAAUAACAUAUAGGUAUAUCACAAAAAAAAAUAAUAAGAAUAUUGCAAUAAUAUAACUCUGAAUAUCUAUAUAUUUGAAGUAAUCUUAAAUUUAAAAAAAAAAGACGGACAUACUUCGCACAUGAUUUGACCCCUGUUGUAGGUGUUGGGAAAGUAGAGGGAAAAUUUAAUGUAUAUCUGUACGCAACGCUUAACCAUUGCUAAGGAAAAAACGAUUCUGAGUGGAGUUCGAUUAAUAGUGUUGCUUUGUCAAAAAUAUAUAUAUAUAUAUAUAUAUAUAUAUAUAUAUAUUAUGCAUUAUACAUUUUCUUUAAUAAUAUUUGUUUAAUAUUGCACCUACUUUCCCAUUUUUCGAUGUUUUUCUCGUUUAUUAUAGAAACAGUUGAGAAAAUCAAAAAAUCACCUUCUUAAAAUACCACCUCAGUCAGAUUUCUUUUCAGAAAAAGUGCUAUCAUUGAAAACCGGAGCAAUAUUGCUGGUAGAAAAGUUGUCCACAGAAAAAAUAAAUAUACUUCAUUUUAAAACCAAUACAUUUCUCGCUUCACUCAGAAUCUAAAAAAGAUAAUACUGCUGAUGGGUGCGCCACUGUUUUAGGUGGAAAUUGGAAAGGUAGGAUAUAUAAAGUUAUUCAAUGCAUAUCUGUAAACAACGAUAAGCCAUUGUUAACCAAAAACAAUUCUGAGCGAAGUUCGUUAACACGUGAUUUAAAAGGCCAUAAUUUCUACGAUUUUCAUUAAAAUUUAAUUUUAAAACCAUUAUAAAAAGAACUACUAUAUUACUUCAACUUUUUUUUACCAAUAAAUACAACUUAAAAUGAACCUCGUGUUAAAUAUUUAAAUCAUUUAUGCUUGGUUCAAUAAUUUUAUUCACUAAGUACCUACCUAUGAAAAAUUGUCUAAAACCUAGAAAAUGUAAAAUGCCUAUAAAUUGCUCAAAAAUAACUUCAAAAUAUUUUGAAUAUUUUAUCGUAACUAGAAAAAAUCACUAUAAGUUUUCUGUCAGAAUGUCUAGUUUCUACAAAUAUUUUUAAACGAAUUACAACAAAAAAUAAAAUUGAAACCAUGAUUUCCGUAAAAUUGCUAAUUCUUUCUACGUUCUUCUCCAGUUGUGCUUAAUUAUUAAAAAUAACUACCCGGAAAAUUCGUUUGGUAUCUUACUACUCACCGACUAGAUUGAAAAUAAAAUAAAAAAUUCUCUUAUCAUUUUUCGAUUGGAGCAAUAUUUCUGAAAGAAAAUAUAAACUGUACACAAACCAUAAGACUAUUGCUCACAGGCACGAAAAAUAAAAAAAACACACAUCAUAGUAACUCGCUACGCUCGAAAUCUAAAAAAAUCGUAGAAAACUUAUUUUAAAUAAUAUAAAUUCAAAUAUUUCAUAUUCAUAGGACGAAGUUAUGCCAAAGAAUUUGAGAAAUAAAAGUCACGUAAAGGAAACGUUAAAAAUUGGCGAAAACACCGCACAACAUGAUAGUUUUCUGUCAAAAGUGGUCGAUUCCACAUUGAAAGAAUUAAAAAAAGUGUAUGAAGCAGCGAUUAAACCGUUGGAAUUGACUUUCAAGUACAGAGAUUUAAGUAACAGACAUUUUGGAGGUAACAUUAUAAUAUUAUAUAAUUAUUGUGUAUACUUUAGGCCUCUAUAUAAGAAUACCGGAUUUGUGUAUAAAACUAAAAACUUUAUACGCGAGUAAAUAAAUAAAAUUAAUUUAUACAAUUUAUUUGCGUGUUAACUACGUGUAGGUACUUAAUAUUAUUAUUAUUACUGUUAUUUAGAACCAGAAAUAUUUUCCAAGCCUCUUGUACUUUUUAUGGGACCUUGGAGUGGUGGCAAGUCUUCCAUAAUUAACUAUCUUCUGGACAUUGAACAUUCUCAAUUUGCAUUAAGAACUGGUGAGUAAUUUAUCAUGAGCUUAAUGCCGACGAAUAUUUUUAAAAGAUAAUUUAAUAAUUAGUUUGUUCGAAACGCUAAUCGAACUAGCGUUCAUAAUUGUGUAUAUAUAUAUAUUAUUGAAUGAGAUUUAUAAACCAAUAAAUUGUAAUAAGUACCUACUUUAUUGACAACAUUUAUCAUUUAUUACAAAAACCAAAACACUGAAAACCAAUCAUUUAUGCGAUUUCCUUUUUUUUUUUUUUUUUUUGGUCGUUAUAUAAUAUAUAAAGUAUUCAACGUAUUUCAAAUAAAACUUAAAUUUUAUGUUUAUUAUUUAUAAUUUAAAAAUCCACUCGUAUUGCGAAGAAAUUAAGAUUAAAUCGUUCGUUUUACACGCCAGUAACAUUUUAAAUUGAUUUAUCAUAACCAUGUAAAAAUGUAUAGGAGCUGAACCGUCUCCAGCUUAUUUCAACAUCAUGAUGUACAAUAACCGCGAAGCGAUUCUGGACGGAACUCAAUUAGCCGCCGACUGGACGUUUUCGGGCUUACAAAAGUUUGGACAAGGUCUGCUGGAUAAACUCCGCGGACUCAAAUUACCUCAUCCUUUAUUAGAAAAGGUAAAUAGUAAUUCACGUCGAUGUAUUCGGUACAAUAAUAUAUUGGGCGCGUUACAGGUGAACAUAGUGGAGAUCCCCGGGAUUCUGGAAAUGCGCAAGCACGUGGACCGCGUUUUUCCGUUCAACGAUGUGUGUCAGUGGUUCAUAGACAGAGCUGACGUGAUAUUCUUAGUGUACGACCCGGCUAAAUUGGACGUGGGCCCGGAAACCGAAGCGAUAUUGGACCAACUCAAAGGCAGAGAAUAUCAGGUAAGAUGAGAAUCCUUAUGAGGUGGUAAUAUUAUAUUUUGCAUUAUUUAUUAUAAUAUUUUUUUCCGUAGCUUAAACCAGUGGCGCCGCUUUUGAUUAUUGAUAUUGUAACCACUCCCCGAAAAUUAAGUUUUUUUUUUUUAUCCAUUUUAUGAUAACAGUGUUUUAUUGUUUCGCAACUAUAACAGAUCGUCCCCGUCCGUAAUUUAAAAUAAUUUCCCUCGCCAAUCACCAUUCGGGCGGGCAAUAAUUACCACAAUGUAAUCCCGGUCGCGCCACAAAUAUAUAAUUCGAACAAUAUAAACUCGCGCUCGUGUCUGUCGUAUUAUAAUUACAGACGAGAAUACUGUUGAACAAAGCGGACAAAAUUCGCGCCGAGGAAUUGAUGCGCAUACAGGGUACGCUUAUAUGGAACAUAAGUCCGCUCAUGUCAAGCGCGGAGCCUCCGACCAUCUACUCGGUUUCCCUGUGGUCGAACCCGUACGAAAUCGGAUCACCGGCCAGGCUGCUGCACUCGCAGGAAUUGUCGUUCCUGCGGGACAUCCGGUCUGCCAUUGACAGACGCGUCGAGAACAAAAUAGCCAGUGCUCGGCGAUUUGCGGUGCGUACAUUGAUUUCGUAUUUUAAAGUUAUGCGUUUAACGUACAAUUAUUAUAUAGUCUCGGCUCACGGUUUUCGACUUUUGCCGUUUUCGGUAUAAAUUGAAGUAAAAAUAUUACGGUUACAUCCGAUGGCUGAUUUAAGCAACGGAACAAAAUACUAUCGUACGGUUUUUUCUUCGUUUUUUUUUUUUUUUUAAAACAAAAAAAUGCAUAAAUAAAUAUAUUCAAUAUUUUUUAAAUAUUUAAAAGUAUAUAAAAAAUAACCAGGGGUAAAAUAUGUUGUUUUAAUUUUGUUACCUUGAGAAGGCCAAAUUUUGAAGUGAAAAAUAUUUUAACAAACGCAAAGUAAACUUUUAUAAUCAAUUUCGUUUUGGAACUUGCUAUAAUGAUUCAAACUUGUAACUCACCGAGUAAAAAAUUUCUGUGUUCUCUCAGAGAAUAGAUAUUGUAAAAAGAUAAGAUAUUGUAAAAAAACUCUCCCGGGGAACUGAUUGUCGUGUCUCAAAAGAAAAGUUUUUACAUUUUUCUCUCCUUUUUUUUUUUUUUUCCUGAGUGGCAAAUUUGAUGCCCUUAAAAUUUUGCUUGCUCGUGUAGGUUUACGCCCGACGCUCGUUUUACCAACGAAACAACAUUGUUCCGAUAAUAACGCUGACGCGUCCGAAUCGGUUUUCAGGUCAGGGUGAGGAACCACGCCAAAAUGGUCGACUGCUAUUUGACUACGUACUACAACCACAAGACGUUCUUCGGCAACAAGAAGACCGUCAGCGACGACAUCAUCGACAACCCGCAAAACUAUCACAUCUACGAGGGACUGAGCACGCUCACUAACAUAUCCAGAUACGACCUGCCCGAUCCCGACGUGUACCGGGACUUUUUCCGCCUGAACCCGGUGUACGAGUUCAAUCGGCUGUCGGAGACGUGCACGUACUUCCGGGGGUGUCCGAUCAACAAGCUCGACAUGGCCAUCGCGUACGAUCUGCCCGACCUGAUCGGCCAAUACAAAAGACAAGAAGAAGAGCUCGUGGUGAACGUGCCCUAAUUAAAAGCGGCUGCGCGCAGCACGCGUGCACUAGGUGCCGAGCGAUCGUCCCAUCGCAAUCCCAAAAACCGAUUAUUUAUUAUUCAGAUAUAUAAUAUUAUUAUUAUUAUUAUUAUUAUUAUUAUUAUUAUUGUUUUUUCUUCAUUUUCGAGUAGACUGUUUUUAUUAUAUUUAUUUUAUUUUCGUUUCGAUUUAUAUUAAAUUGUUAGAUAUCGUCGUGUAUAUGUACACGUGUCGUUUUCGUGUGCCGACCGCAAAGAAAUGUGUCGCUAUGCAUAAUAUAAUAUUAUGGUAGUUCUAAAAAGACGGCAAAUACAUAUUAGAAAGAAGAUAAAAAAAAUAAAAAAAAAAAAAUGUGAUAACGAUAAAUCAAAUCUGCGGCUCUAUGAUAUGUGGGUACACAACGGUCGGUGGCGCGCACAAACGCAACGCGCCGCAUUAUACUUAAUAUAUUUUUAUGGAAAUAUGUUGCGGAAUUUUUUUUUUUUUUUUAACGACCGUCCGUUAUUACUUUUCAUUAAUUAUUCGCGGGCACCGGGCGGUUAAGUUUAACAUUUCGGGGUCAAUGACGUAUUUUAAAGGUGCUAUUUUUAAGCCGGGGAUGUGCGGAUAGGCACAACAGAACGAGACGUGUAGUAGUGCACUUACACGCACGUUUCUCAAAAAAAAAAAAGUUACACAUUGGCAACGUUACCAUCACUCUGGGUAUAUAGUAUAUACAUAUAAUACACAAUUUUAUUAUAUAUGUAUAUAUACUCGUCUAUUAUGAAAAUGUUAAAUGUCGAUUAACGUAUUUGCGAACCGUUAACAAUAUUUACUGAAAAAAAAAAAAUGAAUAAUACUACAUGCACUUGUAACGAAUAUAAUCUUUUACGGUUUAAGAAAAUAUUGAAUAAUAUUAGAAAAUGUUUAACGCAAUUUUUAUUUAUUUAUUUUUUUUCACUAUUUAGAAACUACCUCUAAUAAUAUAUAAAAUAUAGUAUGGUAUCGACAUUUUUUUUUUUUCAAACCAAACUGCUGCUGCCUGUACCGUGUAUAACAUAAUUUAAUCAAAUAUUAUACGCACAUUAUUAUAAAAUAAUUAUUAUGUAUUACAAUUGAACCAUUGCAAUACUUACACCCAAAAGGCCCGUGUUAUUAUAAUUAUUUACACUUGUUGAAACGAAAAUUGCCAAAAAAAAAUGUACCAACCCUAUGCUUGAGUGACUGCACUAUUAUAAUAAAAAUUAAUACGAGUUACGACAGAUUAUUCG